CUCAGCGCGUGCGUUGUGGCUCUACAUCUAGACAGGGAAGGGGAUUAGAACGUAAACCACUGUAGCUUCUGGAAUAGUGGGAAUUCUCUUGGAAUACAGGGAAUAUCAGUGGAUACAGACGUAUUUGAAGAAAAAACAGUAGGUGUGAAAGAAUGGCACGGCCAAACAUGCCAUGCCAAAUAAACACUUUUUGUGGGUGUAUCCCGCUGGAAAGGGGUGUGUUGAUCAUUGGAAUAAUAUCAAUGUUUGUUUCAUUGACGGAGUUGUUCAGGAUCUCACUUCAUUUUGUCGACUUUGAAUUGUCUCUGAGACAUUGUCAAAGACUCCUGAAAGACCUGAAGAAAGCAGAGGGAGAUAAUAAGGUUGAUGGCACUAUCGGGAAUGAGACACGUGAGAAAUGUCCUCAUGAAAGUCUAGUGAGAACAAUGUAUUCUACGUUGGGACUUCAAGCUAUUCUCUGCAUUGUUUACUUUAUUCUAAGUGUGCAGUUGGUGUAUGGUGUUAAAAUGGGCAGACCCAGACUGUUGUUGCCAUGGAUGUUGUGGCAAGCAGCACCAAUCUUUUAUGCUUUCAUAAGCAUCUUCGUACCAAAUAACCCACCGGUGCCAGUGAACAUGGUUUCUUUCUUAUUCAUUGUGUACUUCCUCCUGGUGGUGUUUUCCUACUACAAUGAGGCCACAACAAGAGAGAGGCCAGUAGCAGUUACAGUUGUGGCAGUAACUCAAACUCCAUCUGGAAUGACCGUCACCAUUCCUUCACCAGGAAAGGAUGAUGCUCCACCUCCAUACCCAGGAUACAUUUCAGAAUUCAACCCAGCAUACAGUUCAACAGAUGAAACAUCAGCCCCUCCAUACACUUCCAUGUAUAUGUCUAAUUAUGCAACUCCUCCUCCUUAUUCUCAAAUUGUUCAACAAAGUCCAGGAACUACUCAACAAAAUCCAGGAACUACGCAACAGAGUCCAGGAACUACUCAACAAAGCCAAGGAAACACAAGUUCGGAGCAUUCAGCACAGAACUCAAGUCAAAACAGUGCAGCUGGGUCGCCAGCUGAAACCUGCAGAGAAGCAGUACCUCUGGUUAAGAAAAGUUUGCAAUCUAAUGAGUAGACUGCAUCAUGCAUUCAGCUAUCAGAAGAGAUUUGUGAAUGUUACUUGAAUUCAUAAUUACCUGCAGAUAUUAUGUAUACUAUACUUGCAACCUACUCUGUGUUUGUAAGCUGUUGUUUGAUGUCAGCAUUUUUCAUGACUUUUGAAUCUGUUUGAAAGACCUUCAACUCGAACAAAUUUCUUGUUUGAUUUCUCUUGUACAUGAAGUAUAAGGAGAAAGGAAGACAUUAAUUUAUAUCAUAGUCUUUUAUGUAAAAACACACUUGAGUAAUAUGAUUAUCAUAUCAGUAUUCAAAUGAGAAAAAAUGUCAGCUUUAACCUGUCCUAGCUGAAAGAUAUUUGCUUUUCUCCACUUCUCAGCAUUUUUUUACUAACUUAUUUUGAUCUGUCACAUUCCUUACCAUUUCAAAUUUUCAAAAUAAGGAAAAGAAUUGAAUAAUCACUGAGUUUAGUGAUCACCAUUCUGAGGGACAACAUUAUUGCCAGCACAUUUUCUUAGAAAAUUGGUUUCCAUUGAGUGGACUGAAGUUGUGCUGUAUCAAGUAUUUGCUAUACUUCGUAAAAGAUGCUAGUCAUGUAUUUUGCACUUUUCAGAAACUUUAAUAUUUUAUUUACUUGUAUGGUUUCACUGUGCUACACUUCUCAGAUUUAUUUAUAUUUAAUGUAUAAAAUGGGUACAUAAUAUUAUGAUUAAUAUAUAAAUAUUGUAAGUGGGUGCUGGGGUUGGAUAAAAGUUGCUACCAUGACAAAGAGGCUUAUCUCAGUUUUUACUAGUUUCCAGUAGUGUGAUCCAAAAUCUUUGCUCAAAUGCUUUCAAUUCACAGCUAUCCUAGCUUGUACAGAGUAUCCUAUGCACCAUCAUUGCAGUAACCAAGUUUUUUCAAUUUUACAAUUAACCACAUGCUGCCGGGGAAAAAAGAAUAAAAAAUGGGAAAAAUUCUGUGCUCAUUUUUUAUAUCUUUGUGAAAUGUCUCUGCACAUAGAUGGCUCUGCUAGUGCUUAGCUACAAAGUAGUCAGUUAGUAGACCUUAUGA
Molecule: messenger RNA, 2140 nt
Organism: Penaeus indicus
Lineage: Eukaryota; Metazoa; Arthropoda; Malacostraca; Decapoda; Penaeidae
Exons: 6
Coding region: 153-1106 (317 amino acids)
Source: RefSeq, a predicted model, not a curated record